AUGAUGGAACUAGAUGAGAGCGAUGUAUCUUCGGAUGAUUCUUCGCACUUAGAUGAUUCCAUUCAUGACAGUAGUACCGAUGAUGAAGAGUGGAUGGCAGGCGAAAGCGAAGAUAAAAGUUCUGAAGAGCAGAGUGGCGAAGAUGAAAAUAUUGAUGAUUUGGACACAGAAGAUAAUUCUGAUAUUGAUGAUGUUCCGUUAGAGAUGCGAUGGAAUAAACACGUGGAAAACUUGACAUGGAGUGCAAAUAAUAUGUUCACUCCUUCUGUUCAUGACUUUACAGAUAAAAAAGCAGGUAUUCAACCAGGAUUUGGUCUAGACGAGAGUAAAACACCUUUAGAAGUAUUCAAACUGUAUUUUACAGAGGAUUUGAUGGAUUCAAUUUGCUUCCAAAUCAAUACUUACCAACAACAGAAGCUAACAACUUUGCGCGCUCAGAGGAAACUAAAAGAGAAUUCCAGAAUACUGAAGUGGAAACCAGUAGAACCAGAUGAAAUGUAUACAUUUUAUGGAUUAAUAAUUAUGAUGGGUAUAAUUCGCAAGCCAUCUUAUGAAUUGUACUGGUCCACGAACCCUCUGUUAGAAACGCCAAUCUUUGACAAAUGUAUGACGCUCAGAAGAUUUCAAAGCAUUUUAGGAUUUUUACACUUUUCUGAUAAUGAAGAAGUAAGUACAGACAAGAUUCGUAAAAUUCGUCCUUUACUGGAAUACUUAGUGGAGCGAUUUCAGGCAGUUUAUAGACCAGGCGAAAAUGUAUGCAUUGACGAAUCUCUUCUAAAAUUCAAAGGUCAUCUGAGUUUCAAGCAGUGUAAUUUGACUAAACGUGCUCGUUUUGGUAUCAAAUUGUACAAAUGCUGCGACUCUGCUACAGGCUACAUCAACAAUUGUAAAGUGUACACAGGUAAGUGUUCCGAUAAGUCAGAAAUGGAUAAAAGAUUUGGAGUGCCUGGCAUGGCGGUAAUACAAUCACUGGGAGAUCUGACUGGACAAGGUCGUACGUUGUACAUAGACAAUUGGUACACAUCUCCUCUUCUUUUUGAGAAGCUGAUACAAGAGAAAACUAAUGUCGUCGGAACUGUCAGGUUAAAUCGUAGGCACUUGCCGAACGUUCAACCAAAAAAUUUGAAAGUUGGUGAAAUGAAGGUAUUUAGUACUCCAAUCAUGUGUCUGCUUCUAUGGAAGGACAAAAAAUUGGUAAGUAUGCUUACGACUACAGAGUAUCCUGAAAUGGUUGAUACUCAUAAAAAAGACAGAAAGACAGGUGAUACUAUCAGAAAACCAAACACCGUUAUUGCAUACAAUAAAAACAUGGGAGGAAUUGACUUGUCAGACCAAAUUUUGCAACCAUAUCAAGUAUCACGCAAAUCAACAAAAUGGUAUCAGAAAGUUCACUUCAAUUUACUAGACAUGUCAAUCUUCAAUGCGAAUGUAAUCUUCAAAAUGCUCCACCCUGAUACAACUCCAAGUCACCUUGAUUUUCGAAUGCGUUUGGUUGAUCUGCUUUUAAAAGAGCAUUGCAAAAAAAAAAAAAAAGAAAAACAGAACAGAACAGAGGGAAAUGGAGGUAAUCAGAGUAACCAACCUCAUGCUCACUUUCCUAGCAGAAUGGAUAUUGUAUCCAAAGCAGGCAAAAAAAGAAGGAAGCGUUGUAAGUCUUGUACAAAAAAGCACAUCAGAACAGAGACAGACGUGGUAUGCGUACGAUGUAACAAUACACCAUUAUGCAUUGACUGUUUCGAAGAUUACCAUGCAGCGGAUAGUGAGGACAGACAGUGA
This is a messenger RNA of Cyphomyrmex costatus, 1776 nucleotides long. Its product is annotated as piggyBac transposable element-derived protein 4-like. The transcript has a single exon. The coding region runs from base 1 to 1776 and encodes 591 amino acids. The record is from RefSeq and is a predicted model, not a curated record. Lineage: Eukaryota; Metazoa; Arthropoda; Insecta; Hymenoptera; Formicidae.